GGCUUGAUUAGUUUUUUCUAUCUCACUUUGCUUUUCCCCACCUUCUCUGAGAGGGCUGUGUUAAGACAUCUGUGCUCGGUGUACCUGUGCACACCUGCUGCUAAGCCUGUCCUGGGAGGCUGGGCAGGAGGUGGGCUGCCUGUGCAAUAUUUACCCCCAGAUCAGGUUAUCUGUUAUUUGUGUGGAAGGCUUAAAGCUCCCUGGGCAAUUUGGACAAGAGGUUUGUUCCUUAGAAACCUUCCAAAAAUCCUCAUGGAAGAUGUGCUGUGCAUUCCUGCAGGGCUCCUCAUGGCUUUGCUCCACCCCUUUGGUCCUCCUAUGGAUGCGUGCAGGGAUGGGCAGGGGAAAAGGAGAUGCAAGCAGUGUCCUGAGAAAGGAAAUGUCUUACUGCUUCACCCUAGAUGGAGAAGUGGGAAGGCUAAAAGACAAUAGCAAUGACUACUGACAUGGUCUGAAUACAUUGUUUUUGCAUCAUAUAAAUCGGAGAGAUUUAUCUGCAUUUUGCAGGCUGGGGAAUACAUCAGUAUUCAUUUUAGCCUCUGAAAAAAAAUAUAAUAUUUGGUCUCGGGAGAAAUGCUGGGAUAUAUCCCCUGUGGGGUUUACUGGAAUAAUGCUCUUUAUUCUGCAGAAAGCCCUGCAGUAGGGGAAUCCUCUGUACCCUGGCUGCUUUGAAUGUCCUAUUGUGCAGUAAACUAAUGAAAAGAUACUUGGUUCCCUCUGGUUACUGCUUAACAAGCUCCAGUGUAUCCAGAACAUUCAAACAACCACUGUUGGCUACCUAGAUUAUUUCUUUCUCAUGCAUCAGUUAAUUAUCAAAGAAAAAUUGUUGUAUGUUGUUACAGCCUUUAAAACUCCUUUUCUGCUGUGCUUUAAUCUUAAAUUCUUGCUCUUUCCUCUUCUGCCUCCCCCUUUACCUGAUUAGAUGGUUUUCCCCCGCCUCAAUCAUGGAUUUCUGGCUAACGAUCAGCUUGUCUUUAGCCGGCGAGUGCUCAAGGUAGACUUAGCAAAUCUGCAGCCUCUGGUUUGCUGUGAUUCUUUGAGUUGCUUUUGUUUCUUCUUUCUGGCUGAUAGUGCACCAUUGCUAUUUUAAAUUGCUGCUACUGUGGCUAUGUUCCAGGUUGCUUGUUGGAAACGCGCUUGAGUGAAACCCCGUUGGAAUUUAAGGGGAGUUUUGUCAUAGUAAAGAGACCUAAAAGUGACGGGGUUUAGCACUUGGUCCUUUGUGGGAGUUGGGAAUCAAGCAGCAAAGUCUUAUAAAACCUGAUAUGAACAGUACUGGUAUUGUAAAAUAAAAUGCAUUAAAACUAGGGUUGUCUCUACUCUAAAUUCGUACUCUAAACGUGAUGUUUUAAUUAGGCAAAAUUCAGUGGGAGACUCUUGACAUAAUUGGUUGCAGUGUUCAGCAUUUGCAUAAUUUUAAAAAGAAUCCUACUGCAAGUGAUUUAGGAGCACAGAUCUUGUUGAAAGGCCAUGGGAUUUGUGCUGCUAAGUCACUUAAGGACUUCUGAAAAAUCCCACUUGUCCCUGAUUUGAGGGUGGACCACAUAUUAAAUACAACGCUCUUACUGCCUCAGUGGUGACCCUUCCAGAUGUUGCUAAAAGAUUUAUGAGGCGGCCUUUCCACGAGCCUUUCCAUUGUGCAGCCGCAUGGAUGUGCCCGGCCAUAGCCCUGGGGCUGGGCUGCGGCGGUGGGUCAGGAGCCGAUAAUGGGGUGGUGGCGCCCCGUGGGGUGCUCCCCUCCGGGGCCACCUACCAAACCCUCGCAGCCACAUGGAGGUACAGCUGCUGCUUUCUUCUUUUGCAUCCAAGCAAUGCAGGGUGCGAGCUAUGCUGGAUGUUAAUCUAUGACACUGGCUGUAUAGAAAGGAUAUAACUAAGCGCUACUUUUUGUUUGUGUGGGGGUUUGUUGGUGUGAUGCACUAAGCUAUGGAAGUGUGUGCAUGCUCCAUGCCAGCAUGUUGUUGGGUCUGGGUUAUUUCUGGGCACCGUAGAAUUGGUAGUUUCUGUGUAAGCAGUUGCUGGGCAAGGGUUUAAUGAGAUACAACCUCGUUGGAAGGCAAUGAGCAGAAUUCUGGUGAAGGAACCAGACCUAAAGGGUGUGAAUCAGCCAUGAGCUCACUUCCAACCUUCCCCAUUGAAUUACAUCUCUGUGGGCCAGCAGAGGCCAAGGUGCUGGUGGCCCAGGGAUCCAGUGCAUGUGUUGCAGGCACCUCGCGGCCACCGCUUGACAACGCCGCUUCCUCUCACCAUGUCUGUGUGAACUUCUUCCAGGGUGAUCAAGGUCGAGAUGGAGCCACUGGCCCCCCUGGUCCGCCAGGACCCCCAGGUGCUCGGGGGCCUCCUGGUGACACGGGAAAAGAUGGCCCAAGAGGACCUCCAGGCCCCCCUGGUUUCAAAGGCGAGCCGGGAGAGGACGGCCUCGUGGGUGCCAGGGGACCUCCAGGACCAAAGGGUGAACCUGGUUUCCAAGGGAAAAAGGGUGAUGACGGGAUGCCUGGGGAACCAGGACUUAUGGGCCCUAAGGGAGAAAAAGGCAGCGCGGGACCCAAGGGAGAGAACGGCACAGAUGGCUUGCCAGGACCCAAGGGUGAACCUGGUGAGAAGGGAGGAGUUGGCUCCAUUGGACCCCGGGGUCCCCCCGGCCUGAAAGGGGAACAGGGUGACACCGUAGUGAUCGACUACGACGGCCGAAUCCUGGAUGCGCUGAAGGGCUCGCCGGGUCCCCCAGGGCCACCGGGCCCCCAAGGUGCUCCAGGUCCCAAGGGAGAGCUGGGCUUGCCGGGUCCCCCUGGACUGGAUGGUGAGAAGGGUCCAAAAGGAGCGAAGGGUGACCAGGGCAGCGCAGGGAUCACAGGACAGAAAGGAGAGACAGGAGAAAUGGGCUUAGCGGGUCCGCCGGGAGCAGAAGGGCCAAAAGGAGAUAAAGGAGAAAAAGGAGACACCGGGUCACCGUGUUUGCAGAAUAAUCAUAUCAUACCUGAGCCUGGACCCCCUGGAUUACCUGGCCCUAUGGGUCCUCCAGGAAUCCAGGGGCCUAAAGGCUUGGAUGGUGCAAAGGGAGAAAAAGGUGACAGCGGUGAGAAAGGGGACCACGGUGACACAGGACCUGCUGGUCUCCCGGGAGCUCCAGGGCUCAUCGGUUUACCCGGUACCAAAGGAGAGAAGGGAAAGCCAGGGGAGCCAGGAUUGGACGGUUUCCCAGGUCUCAGAGGAGAGAAAGGAGAGAGAAGUGAAAGAGGCGAGAAGGGUGAGCGAGGAUUACCGGGGAGAAAAGGAGCCAAAGGGCAGAAGGGGGAACCAGGCCCUCCGGGACUGGACCAGCCUUGUCCUGUGGGCCCAGACGGACUGCCAGUAGCAGGAUGUUGGCAUAAGUGAUCUCUAACCACGAAGCACAAUAUGUAAAUAAUGUGAUAUAUUUUGAUCUUUUUAAUUUUUGUAUAAAAAAAGGAAAAAAAAAACUUUCAACAGUAAUAUAUUGACCUUUUUUUAUACUGGAUUCUGUCAUUUAUGG
Molecule: messenger RNA, 3511 nt
Organism: Falco peregrinus (peregrine falcon)
Lineage: Eukaryota; Metazoa; Chordata; Aves; Falconiformes; Falconidae
Gene: COL23A1
Product: collagen type XXIII alpha 1 chain
Exons: 21
Coding region: 2110-3375 (421 amino acids)
Source: RefSeq, a predicted model, not a curated record